UUUUUUUUUUUAUCUAUUCUAAUUACUGUCUCAAGUACAUACAUAUAAAACUCUAAUAUUUAAGCCUACUCCUUUAAUUUUUAUUUUGCUUUAUUCUAUUUUUGUAGAAUGAUGACUUCAAUGAAUAAUGACUUUAACAAACUUCUACCAUUGCAGCAAUCACAACAGACAACCGAAAAUCCGUUAACGACAAUAAAUAAUGCAGCAACAACAUUAUAUGCCAACAACAACAGUAAAACGGCUUUAAUGCAAAGCACAACUUCUGUACCUGAAUUAUUAAUUGAAACAGCUACUACUAGUAUCACAGGUAAUAAUUCAGAAGAAUCCUCAGGAAGUUCAGCCGAAGAAAGCAUAUUUCCCCCGACUUAUGCAGCCUUACCGACAACAAAACUAGAAGAAGAACCUAAUCCUUUUGAGCAAAGUUUUAAGGGAGCAACUACUACUAUUAAAAAGCAUAUUUUACCCAGUGUAAAUACAAUGGAUUCACCCAUAAAUCGAUUAGAUGAGUUAAAUAAUCAAUGGAAUAGUUUAAGAUCUGGUAUUUUAUCACCUUCUAUGUUAAAUGGGCCUGCUACAGAAACUAUGAAUCAUAAUCAUAAUGGUGUUCAACAAAAUAAUAUUCCAAUUUUGCCUACAAAGCCAAUUAUUAAAUACGAAUCAAUAGAGUCAAGUAAUAAUCUAAACAUUUCACCUAUUCAAUAUCAAAAUACAAUCAUUGUAAAUAACAAAAGACCAAAAGCGAAUGACUCUGCAUCAAGUAGUACUAAAAAAAGAACAUCAAAGAAAGUAAAUGGUCCAGAAGAUGAAGAAAAACGAAGGAACUUUUUAGAACGAAAUAGAAUAGCUGCAUUAAAAUGUAGACAACGUAAAAAGCAAUGGUUACAAAACUUGCAAGCUAAAGUUGAAUAUUUAACAGCAGAUAAUGAGCAACUUCAUUUACAAACAAACGCAUUAAAAGAAGAAUUAAUUCAAUUAAAGACCCUUUUAAUGGCACACAAAGAUUGUCCUGUUAAUCAGUCCGCUGUACAAGCUGCUUUAAACAAACCUAUACCUGGUAUUACAACUACUGCUAAUGCUCCUCAUUUAUUGCUCCAUCAACAUCAAGAAUCUACAAACAGUAAUCAUAAUAAUAAUAUAUCUAUUUAAUAAAUUGUAUAACUAUCCUUU
Molecule: messenger RNA, 1167 nt
Organism: Cokeromyces recurvatus
Lineage: Eukaryota; Fungi; Mucoromycota; Mucoromycetes; Mucorales; Mucoraceae
Exons: 4
Coding region: 109-1146 (345 amino acids)
Biological process (GO): regulation of transcription by RNA polymerase II
Molecular function (GO): DNA-binding transcription factor activity, RNA polymerase II-specific; RNA polymerase II cis-regulatory region sequence-specific DNA binding
Source: RefSeq, a predicted model, not a curated record